This is a messenger RNA of Solanum verrucosum, 1433 nucleotides long. RefSeq names its product UDP-glycosyltransferase 74B1-like. The transcript has 2 exons. The coding region runs from base 31 to 1404 and encodes 457 amino acids. The record is from RefSeq and is a predicted model, not a curated record. Gene Ontology annotation, molecular function: UDP-glycosyltransferase activity. Lineage: Eukaryota; Viridiplantae; Streptophyta; Magnoliopsida; Solanales; Solanaceae.
CUUUUUUCUAUCAUAUUGUAUACACCAAAAAUGGUAGGUAAAAAAAUUCAACCUCAUGUUAUAUUAGUACCAUACCCAAGCCAAGGUCACAUUAACCCACUUCUCCAAUUUGCAAAACGUUUAGCUUCAAAAGGUGUUAAAUCAACAAUAGCCACAACUAAAUACACUGUUAACUCUAUUUAUUCACCUAACAUCUCAGUUGAAUCAAUUUCUGAUGGAUUUGACGAAGGUGGUUACACUCAAGCCCAAAAUACAGACGUAUUCCUCAAAUCGUUCAAAGAAAAUGGUUCGAGAACUCUAUCACAAAUAAUCACAAAAUACGAAAAUUCAACACAUCCUAUAAGUUGCAUUGUUUAUGAUUCAUUCUUGUCAUGGGCUCUUGAUGUCGCGAAAAAACAUGGGAUAUAUGGAGCAUCUUUUUUUACGAAUUCAGCUACAGUUUGUGCUGUGUUUGCUCAUAUUCACCAUGGAACGUUUUCGUUGCCUGUGAAAAUCGAAGAAAAUGAGCCAUUGUUAUUGCCUGGUUUGCCUUGUUUGUACCCAAUUGAUGUUCCUGGGUUUAUUAGAGAGCCUGAAAGUUACCCUGCUUAUUUAGCUAUGAAAAUGAGCCAAUUCUCUAAUCUGGAAAAUGCUGAUUGGAUUUUUGACAAUUCUUUUCAAGAGCUUGAAGGAGAGAUAGCAAGAGGAAUUUCAAAGUUUUGGCCAGCAAAGUUGAUAGGACCAAUGGUGCCAUCUUUAUAUUUGGAUGGAAGAAUAGAAAAUGACAAAGGUUAUGGAGCAAGUCUAUGGAAACCCCUUAGUGAAGAAUGUCUCAAUUGGCUAAAAACAAAGCAAAAACAAUCAGUAAUUUACAUUUCAUUUGGAAGCAUGGUAUCACUCACACCAAAACAAAUGGAAGAAAUAGCAUAUGCUUUAAUAGGCAUCAACAUGAAUUUCCUUUGGGUUGUAAGAGAUACUGAAAAAUGCAAAUUGCCUAAAGGAUUCAUAGAAUCCACAGAAGGUAAAGGACUCAUUGUGUCAUGGUGCAAUCAGCUCGAGACGCUAGCAAAUCAAGCUAUUGGUUGUUUUGUGACUCACUGUGGAUGGAACUCGACUCUUGAAGGACUAAGCCUUGGCGUGCCGAUGGUUGCAAUGCCACAAUGGUCUGAUCAAAUGACGGAUGCUAAGUUUAUAGAUGAGAUAUGGGAGAUUGGUGUGAGGCCUAAGUUGGAUGAGUUGUUAGGAAUUGUUAAAAGAGAAGAGUUGUUGUUUUGUUUAAAGGAGGUAAUGAAAGGGGAAAAGAGUUAUGAGAUUAGAAGAAAUGCUACAAAAUUGAGAAAUUUGGCUAAGAAAACAGUUAGUGAAGGAGGUAGCUCUGACAAGACUAUUAAUGAGUUUGUUUAUAGUCUAAAUUUAGCUUGCUAGAUGAAGUACAAGAAAUCCUUGAUUAUCUU